Molecule: messenger RNA, 3504 nt
Organism: Colletotrichum graminicola M1.001
Lineage: Eukaryota; Fungi; Ascomycota; Sordariomycetes; Glomerellales; Glomerellaceae
Product: pentatricopeptide repeat domain-containing protein
Exons: 1
Coding region: 1-3504 (1167 amino acids)
Molecular function (GO): protein binding
Source: RefSeq, a predicted model, not a curated record
AUGCCCACCAUCUACUCCUCCCUCUACCAGAAUUUUAUCCGUCAAGGAUUCGCAAAAUCUUUCACUCACGGCUACGCCCAGUCCGUCGUAGCUGCGACACAUCCUAUCCUCAACACUCAGAACCGGCCUUCGUUUGCCCGCCGGAACACGAAUCGCUUUGGCCGCCUCCAGUCUCUCCAGCUUCAGUCCGCUUUCCACACCGCUGAGCGGACAAGUGCGGGUCUUCCCCAGCAUCACCACGAGAAGCUCGACGAGAAGCUCAAACAUGGAAGUUUAGACGCCUACUUCGAGGCGCUGCAGAGCCAGCAGGCCUCAGAGGAGGACUUCGAGAAGGAAUGGACUCAGUUCCAGUUCCAGCGACAGAUUGAAUGGAAGCCCACGCCCGCGUCCGUCCUCGUUGGCGAGGCCAAAAUUGCCGAGGCAGAAGAGCAUGCCGCCGCACAAGAUGAAGAGACACCAUCAGCCAUCACUCCAGAGGCCCAGGCCGCCCUGGCUCAAAUAGAUGCGGCUCUAGAGAAGGAGAUUGAGUUCAGGAAUCGCAUGGAGGCCUUGGAAGAGGCUUCUGAGCACUCCGUUCGAUCCAUUUCUCAUGGCGGCUCCGCAGCACGCUCCUACCAGUCUCCAGCCAUUGACAGAUCAUGGUCACCUCUCAGUGUAGCACGAACCGCUACUCCUCCCUUUGACCCUCAGUCUCAGGUUUACGCCGACCACCUCCAUAAGCUUUCCGAAGAUGGCCGCUACGCCGAGAUCCCGGCCGUGUUCGAGGCCAUGCUUGUCGCCAGUGUGCAGCCCAUCGCCAGCGCCUACAACGCCCUGCUGAUGGCCGCCAUCCACCUGCCGACUGCUAAGAACGAGAUUGUCACCAAGGCCCUGGAUGUGUACGCCGACAUGCUCCGUCGCAAGAUUGUGCCGGACAGCGACACCUAUAACAUCCUUGUCGGCCUUCUCGCUGCCCGCUCUCUGGAGGUCGCUUCGUUGAAGAAGAACCUUCAAGAGAAGCUUGUCCGAUUCGGCGGAAUGGAUGAGCCUGGGAAGUUUAUGCUCGCGUCCCACGAGCUCGAGAAUGCCAUUCUCUCUGAGGAUGACAGACUAGAUCUAGCGAUGGAAAUGUUUGAGAAAUCGGUUCUCUCCCAGCGAGCGGAUUACUCGGCUGAGUCUUACCACCAGCUCAUUUCUGCUUGUGCCCAGGCUGGACGCGUCACUGACAUGCUGCGUCUGUACGAGCACAUGGAGCUGAACCGUGUUACUCCUUUCGCCGCCAUGUUUCCCCGGAUGGUCACUGCCUUUGCCACUUCCGGAGACCUCGUCAGCGCUGUCGAAUGUUACAAUGAGUACAGGGAACUCGCUAUUGCUAACGAUAAUGGCGAGUCUACUCUUCACGAUCGAUUGGACGCCGAGGUGUACGCUUCUGUCAUUCACGCCUACAUCAUCUCUGACAAGAUUGACGGCGCCAUGAAGUUCUACGAGAAGAUCAUCAAGGAAUACGGAGUUCGUGCUGGUGAUAUUAAGGAUGUUAUCGUCAGCUCUGGCAUGGUCAAGGCUUUCACCGACCGUGGUAUCUUCAAUGAGGCCCUUCGUUGGGCACAGGUUGUCGAGGUCGAAAAUCGAGCGGACCCCAUGGGCAGCCUUGCCACCCGUGCUGCCGACUUUGGCGACAUGCAUACCGCUGUUGCGGCUUUUGCCAACCUGCCCAUCAACUUCCACAAAAUUGCCACCCCUGCCAUGGCACUGCUCGCCUUGAGCGUUCGCCAGGGCGAUGUGGUCUCAGCAGCUUGUUACUGGCACGUUCUUUGCGCCCCUGAGACGCCCGUUACCCCGGCCCUCAUCGAGCCUACUGCUAUGUACGCCAUCGCCAUGAUUGGCUCUGGUCAGGUUGCCGAGGGUCUGGCCGAGUCCGAACUCAUGUUCCAGCGAAUUCGGGCCGCCAACCCUGAGAGCGUGGAUGAAAUUGAAGAAGGUGUCGACUUUGUUCACCAGUUCAUGAGCAGCCGUGGUAUUGUUGACCCUCGUGAGAUGGCUUCUCAACAAACGCUUUCUGCUUCCCCCUUCACCAGCGCCGCUACCGUCUCGAGCUUUGAAGAGUCCUUCGACCCUUACGCACACAACACCGACUUUAAGGGUUCCUCGCUCAUUUCCGACGAGCUUGAGGGCUCUCACGGCCGGAAGGGUCCUAAGCUUCACGAUGCUCUUGUCCGCUUCCGCAACAUGCGCCGUGCCGGUCGUCACCCCCGCUACAUUACUUACGCCAAGCUGAUCUCUGCUGCCUCCCGCGAUGGCAAGAUGGAGCUGUGCAACGACAUCCUCGCCAUGGCACGCACUGAUGUUCCUCUCCUUCCUCAGUAUGCGGUUGUCCGCUACGGUUGGUCUUCCAUCUUGGAUGCCAUGGUUGGUGCGUGUCUCACCAUGGGUUACCGCCAAAUGGCCGAGCAGUACCACCAGGAGCUUCUUGACAUGGGCGCCGCUCCUUCCGCCAACACCUUCGGUUUGUACAUUACCACCCUCAAGGAGUCUGCCAAGACGUUCGACGAGGCCUCAGAGGCUGUCAAGAUCUUCCACCGAGCCAAAGCCGAGGGUGUUGAACCCAGCUCCUUUUUGUACAACGCUCUGAUUGGCAAGCUGGGCAAGGCUCGCCGCAUUGAUGACUGCUUGUUCUACUUCGCUGAGAUGCGUGCCUUGGGUAUCAAGCCCACGUCUGUUACUUACGGAACCAUUGUAAACGCUCUAUGUCGAGUGAGCGACGAGAAGUUUGCCGAGGAGCUGUUCGACGAGAUGGAGGCCAUGCCUAACUACAAGGCCCGCCCCGCUCCCUACAACAGCAUGAUGCAGUUCUUCCUCACCACCAAGCGCGACAAGUCCAAGGUCCUUGCCUACUACGAGCGCAUGAAGUCCAAGGGCAUUGCUCCUACUGCACACACCUACAAGCUUCUUGUCGACACGCACGCAACUCUCGAGCCUAUCGACAUGGCUGCCGCUGAGAAGGUUCUGGAAGCCAUUCGCGCCUCUGGUCAGAAGCCUGAAGCCGUUCACUUCGCCGCUCUUAUCCACGCUCGUGGCUGCAAUCUCCACGACAUGGAAGGCGCCCGCAAGGUGUUCGACUCGGUCAUGUCCGACCGAUCUGUCACCGCAACCGCCAGUCUGUUCCAGGCCCUCUUCGAGGCCAUGGUCGCCAACCACAAAGUUGCCGACACCGAGGUCGUUCUUGCCCAGAUGCGCCGUCGGGGUGUUGAGAUGACGCCGUACAUUGCCAACACGCUGAUUCACGGCUGGGCCGCGGUGAAGAAGAUCGAGAAGGCGCAAGCCAUCUACGACUCCGUUGGACACGAGAAGCGUGAACCCAGCACUUACGAAGCUAUGACCCGCGCAUACCUCGCUGUCGAGGACCGCGAGAAGGCCAAGGGCGUUGCCGGCGAGAUGCUCUGCCGUGGCUACCCCAGUGCCGUUGUCAACAAGGUGCUGGAGCUUCUGGGCGGUGGCGGCGGUGGGGAGGAAGCUGUUCAGAACUGA